UCGAGGGUGCGCUGUUCACACAAACACAGUAAAUCGCGCUCGCUCCAGAAUUAAACAGUAAACUGAUAACUGCUGAGUUUAGCUGGAUAUUUGUGAGACGGUGACGUCACACAGCGGUUGAACCUCGUGUUGGAGCUCGGCUCGCGGUGGCGUUGAUGAAGGUGUGUUGGUUCGCUCCGAGGAAAGAUGGCGGCGAGCGGAUCGUGAUCAGAUUAUCAUCGCGCUGCUCUUAAAUCUCCGCUUCUCCGUGAUUAACGGCGUGAGUUCGGUUCGUGACCGCGUGUGUGUGUCGUGAUCUGCGAGGGAUGUCGGACUCUGAGGAGGAGAUCCAGGAGCGGCAGCUGAAGAUCGUGCUGCUGGGAGACGGAGCAUCCGGGAAGACUUCUCUGGCCAUCCGAUUUGCACAAGAGGCUUUUGGGAAACAGUAUAAACAAACAAUAGGACUGGACUUCUUCCUCAAGAGAAUCACCCUGCCAGGAAACCUGAACGUGACGCUGCAGGUGUGGGACAUCGGAGGACAGACGAUUGGAGGAAAGAUGCUCGACAAGUACAUCUACGGAGCACAGGGUGUGCUCCUGGUCUAUGACAUCACUAAUUCUCAGAGCUUUGAGAAUCUUGAAGAUUGGCUGAACAUGGUGAGAAAAGCCAACGAAGAGUCUGACACACAGCCGGCGAUAUCACUGAUCGGGAACAAGAUUGAUCUGGAGCACAUGCGGACAGUGAAGAUGGAGAAACAUCAGCGAUUCUGUCAGGAAAAUGGACUGGUCAGUCAGUUUGUGUCUGCGAAGACGGGAGACUCUGUGUUUCUGUGUUUCCAGAGGCUGGCAGCUGAGAUUUUAGGCAUAAAGCUGAAUAAGGCUGAGAUGGAGCAGUCACAGCACGUGGUCAAAGCAGACAUCGUGAACUACAGUCAGGAGUCUGUGGCUCGAACCGUCAACCCUCCGCGCAGCUCCAUGUGCAUCAUACAGUGAUCAUCGUCUCCGUCUCGCUCGCGUCUGAUGCAGACGGACUCUGAACUCAUGGUCACACAUUCUGCUUCAUACUGUCCUCCCUCGUUCAUUUGCCAAGUAGACAUGCUGUGUUAUGUACAGUCUUUAAUGUGUGCAAGUACCAGAGCUUCACCCAGUAACAUCUGCUCGAGACAGACGGAUGCCGGGUCAUUCUAGAGCGCUGCGGUGUGUGUAAAUGCUGCUGGAGUUCAUUUAGCUGAGAACGAGCCGAGAUCUCACAUCUGCGGGAGAAUUCGCUCACACUGUGUGUGUGUGUGUGUGUGUGUGUGUGUGUGUGUUAGGAGAGAAAGUACACAACCAGUCAAAUGUUCUUGAACAGUUUGAUUUUUUUUUUUUUUUAAGAAUUCUCUUCUGCUCACCAAGCAUGCAUUUAUUUGCAAAA
Messenger RNA from Carassius auratus (goldfish), 1392 nucleotides. Its product is annotated as ras-related protein Rab-28. Bases 306 to 971 code for a protein of 221 amino acids. Gene Ontology annotation, molecular function: GTP binding; GTPase activity. NCBI's taxonomy places the organism in Eukaryota, Metazoa, Chordata, Actinopteri, Cypriniformes, Cyprinidae. The transcript has 7 exons. The record is from RefSeq and is a predicted model, not a curated record.